AUGGCAUGGUCACUAGUUUGUCCCGCAAAUCGAGGAAUUGGUUUUUAUCUAACUCGACAUCUCCUUCAAAACACACAACUUCCCGUCGUGGCAACGUCGAGGAAAGAUGCUGAAGGAGCGAAGAAAUCUAUUUUGGCAGACUUAGAUGUUGAUCCCAAGAGAUUGACUGUAUUGGAGGUCGAUGUCACGAAUGAAUCCACCAUCUCCUCGGCCGCAGAAAAAUGUUCAUCUCUCUUCCCCUCCUCGUCCCAUCAUCUCCGUCUCGCCUUUUCCAUCCCGGGUAUUCUCUACCCUGAGAAGUCGCCCGCCCAAUUAGACCAAUCCCAAAUCCAACACACCUUUGCCGUCAACACCAUCGGCCCCCUCCUCCUCACCAAACACUUUUCCCCCUUUCUCCCCCCAAAACGUCUAGAUCUCUCUUCCUCCCCCGACACAAAAAAUCUUCCGCCCCACGCCCUCUGGCUCAACAUGUCAGCUCGCGUAGGUUCUACCUCGGAUAAUGCACUUGGGGGGUGGUAUAGUUAUCGCGCUUCGAAAGCAGCGGUGAAUUCUUUAACGAAGACUUUUGAUCUUUUUUUGAAAACGAGACAUGGGGAUAAUGCACUUGCUAUUUCGUAUCAUCCCGGGACGGUGAAGACGGGCUUGUCAAAAGAAUUUUGGGGAGGUGUCAAGGAGGGUAAACUAUUUAGUCCUGAGUUUGCGGUUGAGAAGUUGUGGGAUGUUGCAAUGGCGAAGGGAAUUGAGAGUAGAGGGCGUUGUUGGGAUUGGAGAGGAGUCGAAAUUUCCCCUUGA
Messenger RNA from Botrytis byssoidea, 792 nucleotides. RefSeq lists its product as uncharacterized. NCBI's taxonomy places the organism in Eukaryota, Fungi, Ascomycota, Leotiomycetes, Helotiales, Sclerotiniaceae. The record is from RefSeq and is a predicted model, not a curated record. Bases 1 to 792 code for a protein of 263 amino acids. The transcript has 2 exons.